Spodoptera littoralis (African cotton leafworm) is the source of this 2301-nucleotide messenger RNA. Lineage: Eukaryota; Metazoa; Arthropoda; Insecta; Lepidoptera; Noctuidae. The record is from the annotation of a GenBank genome assembly.
UUCGCCACCCAAGCCAGCCUGCUGGACUUACAAAAAUAGAUUUAAAAAGUGCAAAAAUGGCACUUAAAGUGCAAAUAUUAAUUUUAUUUCUGAGCACAUAUUUCGUGUUGGGUCAUAAUGGGAUUGAAAGAAAGACUCCAGCAGUUGACUCAAAUCUGUAUGAGAGUGUAAUAGAUGCAGAAGAAUGUCGUCGCCAAAUAAGGACUAUAAGAAGAAACUCCAUGUUGAUGCUCCAAUUUGCUGACGCUGGUAUAAGAACACCAAGAGGUGUGUUAACUGGAAAUUCAGUUGAUAUGGGAAACUACCACCAAUGUUUGGGCAUUGACCAUCAACUGGAAGACAUGCAUAUUGAGGGCAAAUACUGCUCGAUUCUGGUUCCAGUCAAUCAGACGCUACACCUUCCUCGCCCACGAGACACUAUAAACUCACAAUUUGAUCCGUACUCUCUCCAAGUAGACAACGAUACUAUGAGGUUGAUAGAACAAUACUAUAAAACAAGAAGUGAAUUACAGCUCUUGAGUGGAAACUUUGAAGAAUUUGAAGAUGACACCAGGACGACUCCCCCAAACCCUCUUAUAUGGAUGACGUUCCGACUAGCUGUAUGCAUCCCAAAACCGUGCACGACUCAGCAAGCUAUAUCUUCAUUACUCUUCAAUGUCACAACCGUGGGAUUUCGUUACACAGAACAUUAUUGUCGUAUUUCUAAUGACAAACCGUGGUCCCCCGCAGAUACAGCUGCCGUAGUAAUAUUUUCCGUAAUAGGAUUUGUAGCUAUAAUAAGCACAAGCUACGACGUUUGCUAUCGUUUUAUACUGAAGAGAGAUGUCAAACAAAUGAGUACACUCGGACGAUCAUUUUCUUUUUACACAAAUGGACAACGACUGACAACAUUUAGUUCCAGUGGAGGGAACUUGCAAUGUAUAGACGGGAUCAGGACUCUCGCCAUGUUGUGGGUAAUUGUAGGGCACACGUUUAGUACGGAAACAUUCAUUGCAAACCCUGCUGAUUCGCAAAGUUGGAUGUUUUCUGCUGAAGCAUUAUGGAUAACUGCAGCCACAAUGACUGUAGACACAUUCUUCACGGUCGCAGGAGUACUUCUAGUCUACACUACAGCAGCAAAAAUGAAUCAAAUGACAUUCCUAAAGAAUCUCCACUGGUUCUACUUGGGCCGUUAUAUACGGGUGACGCCGUUGCUGGCUGCUCUUGUACUUGUUCAAGCUUCAUUCCUGAAUCAGUGGUACGAUGGACCUCACUGGAACACUGUCAUUGCACACACUGAGAGAUGCAGGGACCAUUGGUGGUCCACCCUGCUUCAUGUUCAAAACUUUGUUCAUGUACGAAAUAUGUGUAUCGCACAUUCCUGGUACAUGGCCAUAGACUUCCAGUUGUACGUCGUGUCACCUUUAGUCUUGAUCUGGGUGUUCAGUGGAAAGAAACUCCAAGCUUGGGUCGGAUUAAUCGGUGGCCUAGUAGCUGUGUUGAUAGGAUCCACCAUUUACAGUUUCAACAUAAAUCGACAAGCUGGAAAUCUUGUGCCAAGCCGUUUCCCAGAAACGAUGGACUAUUUAGCUGAAUAUUACUUCAACACUUUGGCAAGGGCUUCGCCUUUCUUCGUGGGAAUGGUAUUCGGUUACGUUCUUCACCUCUAUCGCAAGAGCAGAUUACAGAUACCAUGGUUCCUUGCCCUUUUCUUCUGGGCGUGCUUUGCUGGUAUACUUGGAGGUAUCUUCUAUUUCAAGUAUAGAAUCAAGCAGUUUGAUUGGGACAACCAACUAGUGGAUAACCUGAUGAACUCAUUCAUGAGACCUGUUUACGCUGUUGCCAUUUGUUGGCUGAUCAUUGCUUGCGUUCAUGGAUAUUCUGGUCCUAUAAAUUGGUUCCUGUCACUUGAUGAAUGGCGACUACCAGCUCGCCUGUCGUAUGCGAUGUACCUGUUUCACUAUCCUCUCAUGUUCACCUUGAACAAUACUGCAGUGUCUCCAUUCUACUUUUCAGUUGGAAAUUUCAUAUUUAAGUUCAUGUCAUACAUGGUACUAUCUGCGGCCAUAUCUUUCUUCUUCAUUCUACUGAUUGACUCUCCCAUAACAGUGCUCUUCAAGUUGUUGAUGGAUUCAGUAAACAAACCGCCUGUAAAAGUGAAAGAAGACAAAGCAGAGAAUGUUAAUAUUGAAAAGAAUGGUACCUCAAAUACAAUGAACAAAACAAAUGAAGACUUAGAAAGAUCUGGUCCUGAAGUGAUCACAGUUGAAAUCAAUGGUGACAGCAGUACUCGCAUUCGUAAAAACGUGCCAACAGAUUAAU